AUGUCUGAACAUUCAGCGAUAAACUUUCCUCCCGUUUCGAGUGAUGUGGUCAACCUCGCUAUCGCCGAACUUGCCAUCUACGCCAUAUUAUUUCCGGCAGCACUGUGGAUUACAUGGAAGCACGGCAAGAAAGGCAUGGUCUGCUGGCCUAUUUUUCUAUCGCAUUUCGGUGCAAGAUUCGUGGCCGACAUUUACCAAAUCAUCAAACGAGACGAACCAUUACUUCCCAAUCAGGUCAACAUUAUGACAAAUGCCGCCAGCAUAGCUUGCUUGACCUUGACGCUGAUUGGCAUAGUUUACGAAGCUAACAUCAUUCUCCCGAGCCCACCGAAGCGCUGGACCGAGAAGAUCAUACUGGGCGUCACUCACCUCGCCAAUACUGCCGGAAUCGCUAUUGCAACAUAUGGGGGUUCUCCGAGCCCCAAAGGCGGCGUUGCAAACGAGAAUUUGAACCAAAUCGGCAACUGUCUACAACUAUUUGUACUGUUUGGUGUCUGCUUCUGGAUGUGGCCCACGUACAGACGCAUUCGCUCUGCUUCAUCCCCUAACUGUCGCCCGGCCAUGCUUAUGCUACGAGCGACAGUCGUCGGCAUGCCGUUUCACUUGAUUCAUUUGGCAUAUACCACGACAUACGCCUUCAACCGUAUCACCAGCCUUGACCCUGUUAUGGGUUCCUUUGCGACUAAGCUCGUUCUGCUCUUCGGCACAGAGCUCUGCACCACCUUGGCCAUGCUCGGAGGCGGCUGGCUCGGUAUGAGCGCCGACAUUCCUAAGACGGUUCAAAUGGAGCUGUCACCUGUUGACGUCGAGGGCAGCAAUAAUGAUCCUGUGAGAGACGACAUUCCUUUGUCCCGGGAUUGGAACAGAGACGACAUCGCCAGGGCGAAGCUGGGCUUCGUCUAA
Colletotrichum truncatum is the source of this 903-nucleotide messenger RNA. RefSeq lists its product as uncharacterized. The record is from RefSeq and is a predicted model, not a curated record. NCBI's taxonomy places the organism in Eukaryota, Fungi, Ascomycota, Sordariomycetes, Glomerellales, Glomerellaceae.